AUGACACACCCAGUAGUCCAGCCAUGUAUCGCCGAACUCCUUCGAACCGGGUAUCACCCACCCGAGCUUAUUCUACGCGUCGAGCGCGUGAUUGAGGUUCCCAUCAUACUCGCAUCGCGCCAAUUUAUAGGUGACACGGGACCUUCGGUAUCAUGCUCGUUAGCGGUACCAGGCUCGAGUGAAGAAGAGCGAAUCCCGACACGCAAGACAUAUCGCAUUUUCCUAAGCGAUGGAGAGCUGGUUAUCCAAGCGCUGUUAAAGCGGGAAUUGCACUACUUCGUGUCCACCGGUGAGGUUGUGCCGGGAGCGGUUCUUGGGCUGGAGAGAUUUGAAAUAAAGAAGGCGGAAAGGGUUUCUAGCGCUGAUGUCCAUGCGAAAGAUAAAAGUGAAAGCUUAGGCCAGAUUGUCUUCCUCGCGGUGGAGAGGUUUCGGGCGGUUGAUGGAAGACUCAGACCUGAACCAAAAAUUGGCGAGAUUCAAAUUGGAAUGCCAAUUCUAAAGGUAAAGAUGGUGGCCAAAAAAAGAGACAGAGAUGAGCUAGACGCCAGUGAGCCGUUGCGGCAAAAGAAUGCUAGGCUCCCUGAUCCUGAUCAAAAAUCCGACACUUCGAAAGAUACAUCUCCGCCACCAACAGCCCAAGUUCAGGACAGAAUUUGCAAAACCGAAGAAUUUUACGAGAGUAUCCUGGACGAUACAGAAAUGCUUGCUUCAGGCUUUCUUUUGGAAGACACACGCGAGCAAUCGCCGGGACUUAGCGCUAGGGCAUCGACUUGUGGAGCAGCUGAGGGUAUAAGGCCCCGGACUCCUGGAGCAGCAGACCUCACCAUGUUUCCUUUUGAAAGCACAUGGCUGCCCCCCACCAAAUCUCAGGCCAAAACACCCAAUGCCCACGCACAGCCUAUCCGAUCUUUGUCCAUUACUCGUCCCCUCAACCUCUUUCUUGUCCACGAGCUUCUCUAUCCGCUUCGUGCCCUUCCAAAACGCAACUAUAUUGUUGACGUCUUCGGCGUAGUAUCCUGGACCUCGCCCAACACCAUAACUCGCCGAAACAUGCCUCCCAAGCGCGAUCUACGCAUCGUAGAUUCAAGUUUCACCUCCCAUCCCCAGCGCAACCAGCACCCUAGUAAUACCAAGUUAGAACUCGGUAUAUCGGUGAGCGUGUUUGUUGAUGCGGAGCGAUUCUGUCCACCCGUUGGAACAGUGGCAUUAUUCAGGAGUCUGAAGACCCACGAGUGGGAAGGUAUAAGCUUGAAUGCGUACGAAAAGGAUUGCGGAGGCGGGAAAGAAUGGUUUAUUUGUGACAAACGGAAGCUCGAAGAUGCUGGAUACGAUGUUGUGGGGAUGAGGAAAUGGUGGGAGCAAUGGGAUACAGAGAGGAAGAAGAAGCUUGAAGAAGACAGGCGCCGCUUUGAAGAAGUAGAAGCAAAUAAACCCUCCUCAUAA
Messenger RNA from Coccidioides posadasii C735 delta SOWgp, 1443 nucleotides. RefSeq lists its product as uncharacterized. The record is from RefSeq and is a predicted model, not a curated record. Lineage: Eukaryota; Fungi; Ascomycota; Eurotiomycetes; Onygenales; Onygenaceae.